GGCCCCGCUGGUUCGUCACGUGGGCGGGCGCCGAACAUGGCGCUGGGGGCGGCAGCGACGGCGCGGGGCUGGCGGCUCGACUCUCUGGACGACGGCUCGCAGAGAAUCCAUGCCGAGGUGCAAUUGAAGAGUUAUGAAACAUUUCUUGAUGAUUACACCAACCAGCUGAAAGGAAUUGAAGAUGCAUUGGAUGACUCUAUUGGGGAUGUCUGGGAUUUUACACUUGAUCCUAUAUCUCUGAAGCUUCUGCCGUAUGAACAAUCCUCAUUAUUGGAGCUUAUUAAGACUGAAAACAAAGUCCUGAAUAAAGUGAUAACGGUUUACGCUGCUCUUUGUUGUGAAGUAAAAAAAUUGAAAUAUGAGGCCGAAACAAAAUUUUACAAUGGUCUUCUGUUUUAUGGAGAAGGAGUCACAGAUUCGAGUAUGGCGGAAGGGGAGUCACAGAUCCAGAUGGGCAGGUUAAUUUCUUUCUUGCAGGAGCUCUCUUGUUUUGUUACAAGAUGCUACGAAGUGGUGAUGAAUAUUGUCCAACAGCUGGCUUCACUCUACACCAGCAGUAAGACUGCACCAAAAAUCGUAGAAACCACAGGGGUUCAUUUCCAGACUGUGUAUGAACAUCUAGGGGAGCUACUGGCUGUCCUCCUCACUCUGGAUGAAAUAAUCAAGACUCAUGUCACCUUGAAGGACCACUGGAUCACAUACAAAAGGUUACUGAAAUCAGUCCACCACAAUCCAUCUAAAUUUGGAAUUGCUGAAGAGAAACUGAAACCAUUUGAGAAAUUGCUGUUAAAACUAGAGCGCCAGUUGCUGAGUAGGAUGAUUUUCCAGGCCUGUGUUGAACAGCAUUUUGACAAAAUAAAUGAACCAACCUCGGUCUCCAAAAAUAGCACGUUUGCAGAAGAGUUUGCCUACAAUAUUCGCACUAUCUUCAGCAACGUGGAGUCAAAGAUUGGGGAGCCCUCAGAGAUUGAUCAGCGAGACAAAUAUACUGGCACCUGUGCACUGUUUGUACUGCACUUCCAGAUCUUCAGGACAUUGGAUAAAAAAUUAUACAAAUCAUUAUUAGACAUUUGCAAGAAGGUACCUGCCAUAACUCUCGCUGCCAACGUUAUCUGGUAUGCUGACCAGUUCCUGAUGGAUAAAAUGGCAUCAGCUGUAAAGCUAACAGAGAAAAAAAAUCUUCAAUCUAUUAAAAUCCAGAGGGAGAACUUCUUGCAGCAGAAGGCCCAAACUCUGUCCAAAGAUGUGCAGUCAUAUUACUUGUUCAUCAGUUCGUGGAUGAUGAAAAUGGAAUCCAUCAUGUCCAAAGUGCAGAAUUUGGAUAACUUUGCUGAAGAUCUGUCCAGCAGAUGUAAUGUUUUUAUACAGGGUAUACUGUAUGCAAACAGUCUCCGUAACAUUGUCCGAACCACAAUGAAUCUGUACGUGUCAAUGCAGAAGCCCAUGACCAAAACAUCUGUGAAAGCAUUGUGCAGGCUCGUGGAACUCCUAAAGGCAAUUGAACAUACAGUGCACAGAAGGACCAUGAUUAUAGCUGAUUCUGUCUGUCACAUUGCUCAAUAUCUUCAGCAUCAGGCCCUUAAUUCUAUAUCAAUUGCAAAGAAAAGAGUGAUAUCUGACAAGAAGUACAGUGAGAGACGCUUGGAUGUGCUCUCCGCCCUUGUUUUGGCUGAAAAUGCUCUCAAUGGACCCAGUACCAAGGAACGUAGACUGGUUGUUGCCUUAGCAUUAAGUGUGGGGACUCAAAUGAAAACAUUCCGAGAUGAAGAGUUGCUGGUUUUGCUUGUGGUGCUGAAGAAGUUGGACGUGAUCAGUGAGCUGAAGGAGCGGAUUCAAGUUCUGUGCAAUUGCAACUUCUUGUACUGGCAUCGCACCAUAUUCCCCAUCUACCUGGACGAUAUUUAUGAUAGUGCUGUUGAUUCUGCAAGAAUACACUACAUGUUUAGUGCUUUGAGAGAUUGUGUUCCGCCCAUGAUGCAUGCUAGACUGGAAUCCACACACAUGUUGCUGGAAGCUUUCGAUAAAGAAAUCAUGGCUAUGCUGAAUGAGCACCUUUUGGAUAAGCUGUGUAAAGAGAUUGAGAACGACUUGAGACUGUCUGUGCACACUCACUUAAAAUUAGACGAUCGAAAUCCAUUCCGAGUCGGCAUCAAAGACUUGUCAGAUUUCUUUUCAAUCAAACCAAUUCGCUUUUUGAACCGAUUCAUUGAUGUCAAAGCAUAUGUAACUCACUAUCUGGACAAGAAUUUUUAUAACCUGACAACAGUGGCUAUCCAUGACUGGGCCACCUAUAGUGAAAUGAGAAACUUAGCAACCCAGCGCUACAGCCUCUCGAUGACUGAAGCACACCUUCCAAGCCAGACCUUGGAGCAGGGAUUAGAUGUUCUGGAGAUUAUGCGAAAUAUCCAUGUCUUUGUUUCGAGGUACCUUUACAACCUCAACAACCAGAUCUUCAUUGAGCGCUCAAGCAAUAGUAACCAUCUGAAUACAAUCAACAUUCGGCAUGUUGCAAACUCAAUCCGUACACACGGAACAGGCAUCAUGAACACAACCGUCAAUUUCACCUACCAGUUUCUGAGGAAAAAGUUCUAUAUUUUCAGCCAAUUCAUGUACGAUGAGCAUAUCAAGUCUCGACUAAUCAAAGACAUUCGGUUCUUUAAGGAGACAAAGGACCAAAAUGAUCAGAAGUAUCCUUUUGAUCGUGCAGACAAAUUCAAUCGUGGCAUCAGGAAACUUGGUCUAACUCCGGAGGGACAGAGCUACCUCGAUCAGUUCAGACAACUUAUUAGCCAGAUAGGGAAUGCCAUGGGCUACGUUCGGAUGAUACGAUCCGGUGGACUACAUUGUUGCAGUAAUGCUAUAAGGUUUGUUCCAGAUUUGGAGGACAUCGUGAACUUCGAGGAGCUGGUGAAAGAAGAAGAACUUUCUGAGGAAACUCAGACAGCUGCCAGACAGCUGGACUCUGUGCUCACUGAUCUCACCAGAAACUCUGCAGAAGGCACUGAAUAUUUCAAGAUGCUGGUCGAUGUAUUUUCCCCUGAAUUUCGCAGCUCUAAAAAUAUGCACCUACGGAACUUCUACAUCAUUGUUCCACCGCUGACUUUGAAUUUUGUCGAUCACUCGAUAAGCUGCAAGGAGAAAUUGAAUAAGAAGAAUAAAUUUGGAGCUGCAUUCACCGAUGAUGGGUUUGCAAUGGGUAUUGCCUACAUUCUCAAACUGCUGGAUCAAUAUCAGGAGUUUGACUCAUUGCACUGGUUUCAGUCCGUGAGGGAGAAGUACUUGAAAGAAAAGCAUGCAAUUGUCAAACAGCAAAAUGUUCAGUCAACUAAUCAGGAUGAAAAGCUCAUGCAAACCAUGAAUCUAACCCAAAAGCGUUUGGAGAUUUAUUUACAGGAGUUCGAGCUGCUGUAUUUCUCACUGAGCAGUGCCAGGAUUUUCUUUCGAGGAGAUCAGACAGCAGCUGAAGAAAGCCAGGAGGAGAAAGAGAAAGAAGACGAAACGCUGAAACCAGGCAACGGCAAUGCAAAUAAUUUGUCUCCAGAGUCCGCCAUGAAAUGAAGUUGGGCACCGUGAUCAGAGUGAACCCAGUCUUGUCUCGCUGCACCUUCCUGUGUUCCUUUCACCCUCUUCGUGCCUCGCAUUGUUUAUUUUGGCUGCUUUUGUAACACAGCUGACACUUUCAUGUGGGUUGUUUGCUGUCCUUGAACCUUUGCCUGGGUUACUGCCAUCAGAGGGACUGGCCCAGAGUUAGACUCUGGUCACUAGUGCCUGGCGUAGUGUGAAGGGCUCCAUUCAGGCUGAGACAGGGAAACCAUUGUUCACAAAAACCAUUGUUCAUGUGGAAUCUACUUCCCUAUUGGAUUUGUCCUUGUUUGGUUGUGCCUGAUGCUGGCUGACUGGUCCUGUGGAAUUUAAUACCAGGGUCAGGAUUGAACGGAGUAGCAAUGUGUUUGUGUGGUGAGAUUGAGCUGUGGCUCCACGCAACGAUUGUGCCAGGUUUUGCCUGUUUGCAUAUUGUUUUGUAGAAUUGUGCCUUACAGAAUAAAGAAUGUUGAGGCUGCAAAUCAUGUCACCUUGAGCAAAUUGUUUUAUUAAAAGGAGCACUUGUUAUUUGGUCCAGUUUGGGAAUGCACGUCGGCAGUUGGGAGGGCUGGCUGGCUGCUGCUUUGUUUCAACCUUGUGUUCAUUAAAGCUCCAGAAUUUGUGUUGCUA
Molecule: messenger RNA, 4212 nt
Organism: Amblyraja radiata (thorny skate)
Lineage: Eukaryota; Metazoa; Chordata; Chondrichthyes; Rajiformes; Rajidae
Gene: washc4
Product: WASH complex subunit 4
Biological process (GO): endosomal transport; endosome organization
Cellular component (GO): WASH complex; endosome
Source: RefSeq, a predicted model, not a curated record